UAGAGAAAUAUCUCAGGCAAGUUGAAAAGUCGGGUCAAGGAAGUGUUUAGCCUUGAUCUUAAGUAUAUUUUAGAAAUGGGCUACAAAUGCUGAGGCGUGUGCCCACUGAGCUGUUCCAGCCCCAUGGUUAUUAGUGUUUAUCUUCACUAAGGGCUCAUUCCAGCACAUGGCAGCAUCUUGCACUGUGCUGCACGGCUGUUCCCUGCCUUUGCCAUGGAGCUCUUGGGUCCAUCAGUCCCUUUAGGCCUGGUCUAAGCCUGUGGUGUAGCUCUGCCACCCAGAGCCAGGCUCGCUGCUGCUGGGGCUGUGCUCGCCCAUCACCCGGGCUCCAGCCUGCCCGGGAUGUCCUGAGCUCUUCCUAAAUCCGUGUGAGCUCAUGGCACUCAGCUACUUGGAAAAAUCACCUCUCCUGAAAGGUGUCCUGAGCUCUCCUGAGCCUGUGUGAGCUCAUGGCACUCCACUGCUUGGACAAUCACAUCUUCUGAAAGGUGUCCUGAGCUCUCCUGAGCCUGUGUGAGCUCAUGGCACUCCACUGCUUGGACAAUCACAUCUUCUGAAAGGUGUCCUGAGCUCUCCUGAGCCAGUGCAACCUCAUGGCACUCAACUGCUUGGAAAAUCACAUCUUCUGAAAGGUGUCCUGAGCUCUCCCAAGUCCGUGUAACUUUUCUCUUUUAUCUGAGCCAGAUAUUUGAAAACUUUGUACAAGCAUCAACAUGCAAAGGCACCAUUCAGGCCUUCAGUAUUCUCGCUCACCAACUUGAAUUGGAUCCUUUGGACAAUAGAAAUCUUUACACCAAACUGAAAUCAAGAGUGACCACAUGGAAAGCCAAAGCUUUGUGGAACAAGCUUGAUAAAAGAACCAUUCUGCUGCUUGGAAAAUUACACUUCUGAAAGGUGUCCUGAGCUCUCCUGAGCCUGUGCAACUUCAUGGCACUCCAUUGCUUGGAAAAUUCACAUCUUCUGAAAGGCAGGGCAUGUAAAACAUUCAUGCUUUUACCUCACAAAGCUCUGCAGAGGAGGCAUGAAACAUGCUAUAAAUGAAGUACUCAGAGGGGAAAACAAAAAUUUCCUGACUUUAUUCUUGGCACCAAAUAUUUAAUCAUGACAUUUGGUCUAAGAAAAUGUACAAACUCUCAACAUUGCCAAUUUAUUUUACCCACAAAUCCACAACAGACUGAUGAUGUGCAUACAAAGGUUAUUUAUUUUGAGCACAGACAGGGAAUGUGAGUAUUCCAAAUGCUUCCUUAUAUCUCCCUGUGGGAUCUCUUUAAUAAGUUGCAUAAUAUUUUUCUGUAUUAGAGGAUGGUUAGAUAGACAUGGUGGGUCUCUACUUAAAUACAUUGGUUAUGUUUCCUUUUUUCUUCUUUGAAGGAAAUGCAAGCAGAGAACGAAUAGAUUGUGAACAGUGUUAAACUGAGAAGCAUGACUUCAAAGGCCUUUCUAACAAUUUAUUCUGAAACUAUCAGCCAACAGAUGACAUUCCAAGUAAAAUAACUAAUUAUGUGGGAAGCUAGGCAAGCAUUGAUUUAGUUUUUGCUUUCUUGGACUGGCAGAUAAUUCUUUAAUAGCAAGAAAAAGAAUACAUGACUUAAAUUUCUGAACUUGAGUCCAGGUAAACCUUCUUCUGAGGACAAGUUUAUACAUAACCUGUAACAGUUUUCUUGGAAAAACGUGAAAGCCAUUUGGAAUCUUUCUGUGGACCUUGGCUGACUCUAAGAUGCUCCCCAUUAGAGCUGGAGAGCAAGGUUAAAGAAGGAUAAGGGAGUGCUGCAAUGAAAGUAUUUUAGUUCUUUGAAACUCGUGUUAAUUUAGAAUAGCAUUGCUCUUGCAGGAUGUCAGGGUAUUUAUCUGGAAUAUCAGGCACAGUUUGACAGUGAUCAUGUUACUAGGAAAAGCCAGUGGGGCUUAGCAGGCCAAACAUCAUUACUUUCUAUCAUCAGCACAUGACAAGGUAAGGCUCCAAAGACAUAACUUCAGCACUGGACAUGUGGAGACGUGGAGAUAAAAUUCCUUUCUAUGCACUAGAGCACCAAACCCUUUCUCAUUUUGGCAAGAGUUUUAGGAAGAGGGGGGCUCUCUAUGAUUGCUUGUUUUCUGGUUUCUUCAGUUCUGGUGUAACUUAUGAUGGUGUUUGUGUGCAGGCUGUUUUGUGCAUUUGCUUGUGGCAAGUGAUUGUGCCAAUUCUAAAUUGCUUUGGGUAAGCUGCACCCUUGGCCCUAACCUGUGCAACAGCAUAAAAAAAUCCAUCAAGCCAUGUUAACUUCUGGCUGCAGGUUUCUAUGGAUUCUUAAGACCAAAAUGUCACUUUUUGUUACAUAAAUUCUGCUUGGGGAAAGAAUGUGGACACUGGAGUUUGUUCAUCAGUUGUCUAAGACUGAACAAAAAAACAAAAAUGAAAGAAAUCCUCAAGCUCUCAGUGAAGCUGGUUUUCUUGUAGCAGUAGGCUCGAGUUCGCAGGGGUUUUAUGAGUACAAAUCACGAUAGCACGAGUGUGUCAUGUUUGUAACACUGGGGUAGCACUGCUAACUUUUUGUGCCUUGUCUAGUCACUGUGUGCUGGGGUUUAAUGUUCAUAUUGUGUGUGCAGUUUGUGGGUUUAAUUUGAUCAUGCAGAGCCUGCUUUAAUAUGACCUGUAUUGGUCUUUUCUAGGAAUAACAUGUGUGGAAGUACUUGCUGUUGUUGAUCACCUGUACCCCAGCACAAGAGCUCCAGCUUAAUCAUUCUCCUCAAGCUCUGCUCUCAGAACAUGGGGGAGAACGAUGAUGAAAAAUACAAUCAAGCUGGCCAGAUAUUUGAAAACUUUGUACAAGCAUCGACAUGCAAAGGCACCAUUCAGGCCUUCAAUAUUCUCACUCGCCAACUUGAGUUGGAUCCUUUGGACAAUAGAAACUUUUACACCAAACUGAAAUCGAGAGUGACCACAUGGAAGGCCAAAGCUUUGUGGAACAAGCUUGAUAAAAGAGCAAGUCACAAAGAGUAUAAACGUGGGAAGUCUUGUAUGAACACUAAGUGUUUAAUUAUUGGAGGUGGCCCCUGUGGCCUGAGGACUGCCAUAGAGCUUGCCUUCCUGGGAGCCAAGGUUGUGGUCGUGGAGAAGAGGGACACUUUCUCAAGGAACAAUGUGCUGCACCUCUGGCCCUUCACCAUCCACGACCUCCGGGGACUGGGAGCAAAGAAAUUUUAUGGGAAGUUCUGUGCAGGAUCUAUUGAUCACAUCAGUAUUCGACAGCUUCAGCUCAUCCUCUUCAAAGUUGCACUCAUCCUGGGAGUGGAAAUUCACGUGAACCUGGAGUUUGUGAAAGUCCUGGAGCCUCCUGAAGAUCAAGAAAACCAAAAGACAGGUUGGAGGGCUGAAUUUCUCCCCAUGGAUCACCCUUUGUCAGAGUAUGAAUUUGAUGUUAUCAUUGGUGCAGAUGGCCGCAGGAACACGUUAGAAGGCUUCAGGAGGAAGGAAUUUCGUGGAAAGCUGGCCAUUGCAAUCACUGCCAAUUUUAUAAACAGAAACACAACUGCAGAAGCCAAGGUAGAAGAAAUUAGUGGGGUUGCUUUCAUCUUCAACCAGAAGUUCUUCCAGGACCUGAAAGAAGAAACGGGCAUUGACCUGGAGAAUAUUGUUUACUAUAAAGACAGCACGCAUUAUUUUGUGAUGACAGCAAAAAAGCAGAGUCUUCUGGACAAAGGAGUGAUUAUUAAUGACUCCAUUGACACCGAGCUGCUGCUCUGUGGGGAAAAUGUGAACCAGAGCAAUUUGCUGUCCUAUGCCAGAGAAGCUGCUGACUUUGCAACCAAUUACCAGCUGCCUUCCUUGGAUUUUGCCAUUAAUCACUAUGGGCAGCCAGACGUAGCAAUGUUUGAUUUUACCUCCAUGUAUGCAUCUGAGAACGCUGCACUGGUGAGAGAGAGGCACAGACAUCAGCUCCUGGUGGCCCUUGUUGGAGAUAGCUUGCUUGAGCCCUUCUGGCCGAUGGGCACUGGCUGUGCCCGGGGCUUCCUGGCUGCCUUUGACACGGCGUGGAUGGUGCGGGGCUGGGCACAGGGCAAGCCCCCGCUGGAGAUCCUGGCUGAGAGAGAGAGCAUUUAUCGACUCUUGCCUCAGACGACCCCUGAAAAUAUUAAUAAGAACUUUGACCAGUACACCAUCGACCCAGGAACAAGAUACCCCAACUUGAACUCGAGCUGUGUUCGACCUCACCAGGUGAGGCAAUUAUAUGUUACCAAUGAGCUGCAGCAGUGUCCUCUGGAAAGGGUGAGCUCCAUCAGAAGAUCAGUGAACCUCAGAAGACAAGAGUCAGAUAUUCGGCCUAACAAGCUUUUGACGUGGUGCCAGAAGCAGACAGAGGGGUACAGGAACGUGAAUGUCACUGACCUGACCACCUCGUGGAAGAGUGGCCUUGCCCUGUGUGCCAUCAUCCAUCGCUUCAGGCCUGACCUCAUUGACUUCGAGGCUCUCAAGGAGGACGAUGUGGUCAGGAACAACCAGCUGGCGUUCGACGUGGCCGAGCAGGAGUUCGGGAUCCCGCCGGUGACCACGGGCAGGGAGCUGGGCUCGGCCGGGGAGCCCGACAAGCUGAGCAUGGUGCUCUACCUGUCCAAGUUCUACGAGCUGUUCCGGGGCACCCCUCUGCGAGCUGUAGAUGCUGCUGAGAAGCAAAAUGGAGAAAAUAAUGAUCUUGGUUCAGCAAAAUCAUCGAAUUUCAUCUUUAAUAAUUAUAUCAAUUUAACUUUACCAAGAAAACGAGUACCAAAGGCUGAAGGGAAAACAGAAGAAAACGAGACAAACAAAAGGCGUCGGAAAGGACUCUUUGGUGUCUUUGAGCAGACUGCAGGCUUUCCAAGCCAGGGGACAAACAAUGGGAAAGAACAGAGUGAUGGCAGAGAAGGAAUGAACCAGAACAAAGUCAAAUCCAUGGCAACUCAGCUGCUGGCAAAGUUUGAGGAGAACACUUCCAAUACAAUUCUGCGGAGACAGGGUUCUCUGCGGAAAGAAUUCCCCAAGUCCGUCGGGGGCAGUGACAUUUGUUAUUUCUGCAAGAAGCGGGUCUAUGUCAUGGAGCGGCUGAGUGCAGAGGGCCACUUCUUCCACAGGGAGUGCUUCAAGUGUGAAAUAUGUGCUACCACACUCCGCUUAGGAAUCUAUGCCUUUGAUGUUGAGGAAGGUAAAUUUUAUUGUAAACCUCAUUUUACGCACUGCAAAACCAGUACAAAACACAGAAAGAGAAGGGCAACAAUACAGAUCCAUGGACAGGAGGCCAUAGACGCGUGGAAGAAAGUGGAAGCCAAGGCCACAGAGAUCAGCACAGAAAGCACUUUGUCCACUGCUAGCAGUCCAGAGGACAGGUCCCCAGGUAUCCUGACUUCCUUCUUAGGGGGCGCGCUAAGCUGGCCCCUGCGGGUGACCAGGGAUCUGCUUGACAUUCCCAGCCGCCUGGCUAACUGGAUGCAUGGUGUCCUGCACGCUACCCACCUGCAUUUCAGGGACAAUGCCUAUAACUAUACCUACCUGUACGAGCUGCUGAGCCUCGGGGUGCCGCUGCUCUGCGCCCUCCUGGAGGUGCUCACUCACAUGUACCGGGAGGCAGAGCUCUCACUUGAGAACGUGCUUGAAUGGGUGAAGAGAUUCUGUGGGGUCUGACUCGUGUCUUGCUCAGUCGUGCCUUUCAGAUUUUCAGGAUUAACAGCCUGGCUAUUUUCUCCAGGGGGGGGGUUUGGUUUUGGAGGGUUUUGGUUUUUUGUUUCCUAUGCAAUUUCACGCGUGGCUUCGUUGAAUGGUGGGUUCCUUCUGAUAGAAGCGAGGUACAAUCAAAAUUUUCAACACAAAAUGUACUGUAUGUUAGAGCAUGAAGGACAGUGUCCAAACACAUUUCCAGAACAUGAACUCAGAUGAAGGAUAUAUUUUAGAUUAUUUCCCUCCCUGUUUUAUUCUGUGAUCACACCAUUGGAGAAGAUGGCAUAUUUUGAAACCAUUUUUCUCCUUACUCUCCCCAGCUUGUUUUUUUCUUUUUUAUUCAGUUAGACCAAGAAAGAAUGUGUGUUCUUUCAGGAAUAUUUCUGACAAAUGACUGGGUUUUGAAACCUGAGUAUGGCACAUAGCUUUUUUUUUUUCCUUGCUUUCAUCUUUGCUCUAGGUUAUGAGGUUUAUAAGUUGCAUGAAUAUGUUUUAAAAAAAGUCAUGUACCUAAUUCAUGUUGCUCCUAGUCAUGCCUUUUACAUUGCUUGUGAAGGAUACCUUUUAUUGAUAGUGGGUAUUAUCUGUUCUACUAAUUUAUUUGAAAUUUUUAAAUAAAUUUGAAGAGCAAAUCAUAGUUGAGUGAAGGCUUGAUUGAAAUUUUAAGUCAAAGGAACUGGUAGGAAGAAGUAGACCAGGCACUCCUCAAGUCAAGGCUUCCUCAUUUGGUGGCUGAUAUGAGGAAUAUCAAUUUAUGGAGAGCUCCUUGUAACUGAAGUCACUCCUAUUGUACCCCUGGGCAAGCACUGCUCCCAGUGUCUUUUGGAAUUUUUAAAAAACACAGAUCUAGAGCAAACAUCAAAAGCCUCUAAAUGUAUUCUUAGACAAUAACUUCUUACUUGGGUAAUUCAUUUCAACGUGUGCAGCUGGUGGCAGAAAGGUGAAAUUCUAUUAUCUGGAGCAGCAGAUGAGUCAGUUUCUUUCAGAUGUCCCCCAGCAAGGUCUACCUUAAUCAGAAGGUCCACCUUAGUCAGUUAAACAGCAAGGACACAGUGACAUCCCAAUGCUCAUUACUUUCAGCCUAGUUAGCCAGCCAGGUAAGCAUACUCCCUGCCUUUCAAGUCCUUAUUUAUACUCAGAAGUUUACCAGGAAAUAGGUAAAUCCUUAAACAUGGCAGUAUGUGUAGCUGAAAAUGAAAAGCAUCUGUAGCAUUUAUUUGUAGCCAGAAGAAUGUGGCAUGGACAAUAGGAAAUGGUUGCAUUCAGUUAGUACCAAAACUGAGGAUCACCUGCCAGUGGUCUCAAAUAACUGUGCUGCCUAUGGGCUGGCAGGUCUUGGGGUUUGUUGUUUUGUUUUGUUUUGAUUUAAUAUAAUGUGGGAAAAGAUGAUAUGAAUUGUUUUGCUUCUUAGCAAAAGGAAAUGUGUCUGCUGUUUAAAAUAAAUGACAAACUGGAUCUUUCUUCUAGAUAGUUUGACUUUCUUUAAACUAUGAGGAUGAGCUUUUCACAUUUUAGAGUGAUUAUAUAUUUUGGGGGGGAAAUUGUUAUUUUUAUGCACAGAACUUGAAAAAAUGCUUGAAGAAAAUGGUUAGAUUAGGUAGUAUUCCUUUUCAUAAAUUGCCAUUAAUGCUCAAACAUGUAUUCAGCCAAACUUUGCUACAACAUUGAGUGGGCACAGCAAUAAUUACAGUUACAUGGUGGCUGUCUGUAUAUGUAUAAUGUACCUGCACCUUUCUUACAACAUUUAAAAAACCCAGCUUGGAAACACUGUAUUAUUUUUAAUUAUUGGCUAAUGAUAGUAACUGCUUCACCCCAAAAAGGAGACAGCCUGCAGUGUGGUUGCUCCUGCAACACAGCAAACUGCUGAGUGGUCAAGUUUCCAGAUUUGGGCUGCCAUCAAUUUUGGUUUCAGUUUGUCAAUAGGAGAGUCUUUAGGAACACUUCUUCCUAAUGUUUUCUCCUGCUGUUUGCUAUGGCAGAGUGAACAUAAUGGUAAAUGUAGAGAAAAUGGUGGUGCAGUAAGAAACUUGGAAAUCUCUGGCCAAUGAACUUAAACCAAAUGAAUCUUACUAGUAGAAAGUGUAAAAAUAAGAUUAAAAAAUUAAAAUACGGUAUUGGUUUUAUACAGAUUUGUAUAAUGGGGCAUAAAUCCCUGUAUUUCCACAGCAGAAUUCAGGAAUUUGCAUGAUGAAAAUGUUUUUAAUUACCAUGCGUGUUCCACUGGGAUUCUGCAGGUGAUUCUGUUGAGAGGGUUAUUUUAUUGGUAUCACUCUGAUUGGUCGAUUUUUUUUUUACUUCUUCAUCUUCCUGUUCUGCUAGUAAUACUCAUACCUGCUUGUCCUGGUUGAUAAUUGAAUGAAAAAAAGGCAGUUUCAUUUUGGCCAGUUGUUCUCUGUACCGAUGUAAUCUUCCUGAUGCUUUCCUCCAUAACCAAGUGAAGUUCUGUGUUUUCUUCCCUGCUGUCUUCUCUGCCAAUCUCCCUCAUUGCUUUUAGUCCAAUUCAACAUUCCGGUGCUGCACCCGCUCACUGGCUGAAGCCUUUUCUGCUCUCAGGUGAUUUUUUUUUUCCCGUUCCAAAAUUACAUGACUAACCCUGUUGUUUGACGUCAUUUCAUUGUGUGUUUUGGGUUUGUUUGUUUGUUUUUUUUAACUGUUGGAGCAAUCUGUGUGUCUGGUAUAUUAAUGGAGCUUUGGCAUGAUUAUUUAACCUGUUGCUGAAUUCACAGUCCUAGAAAAGAUAAUGUCUGUGCUCUUUGUAGGGAAUGUUUUUCUCUCUGUGUCUGUGCAUGUGCCCUUCCCUGUGCCUUUAAGGUAAGUUAGGCAAGCAAAGGGUUUCUUGAAAGAACUUGUUAAGGCCUUAUUCUUUCAAAGAACUGUGAAGGAAAGGUUUAAAAUUAGGCCAGGGUGUGAUUACCCAGCUGAUUCUCCAGGUUAACCUGUUUGCACGGAGCUCACACACUCCAUGAGCAAGCAGUGUCUGAGCACUUCCCUGCUUUCCUACUGGAAAAGUCUGGUACAAAAGGUUCUGCAGAAAAAGUAGCCAAAACCGUGCAAAUUCCAGUGUUCCACCCCAAGUGACACCUUUAGGCAGGCCUAAGAGUUCCAGAGUGCUUUGGUCUGGCAGGUUUUAUUCCCUUGGUUGGCACUCUGGUGGAUGGGUUUCUCUUCAGCACCCCGCUCCACAACCAACCCCCACCAUGAUUUUGUGUCUGUUUUUUCACAUGAGUUCCACUUGGUGUAAUCACCAGGGGACAGUCUGGCAGGGGAAAUGAAUCCCAGCAAGAACCAAGGGCUCAGGCUGACCAGCAAGUGCACUGAGCCUGGCUGGUGUGGUCCUGACCCAGCUGAGGAUCCCUCUCAAAGGGAAGGGCCUUGGAACUGAUCUUAGGAGCAGCUUUAGGAGGGGCAAACAUCCUGCCCCAUUUCCCAGCCUCAGGCAGCAUGCUCCUGAUCCUGCUGGUCUCUACAUUUGCAUGACUCAGCCAAUAGUAUUUAUUUGUGUGGGUAUCCUAAAAUGACUUGAGGGCUCUGAAAGUCCCCACGCUGUGCCCACACAGAAUCUCUCUGUGUUUCCAGUGUCACUUCCUGCACAAAUGGCUGGGAUGUGACUCCCAGUGUGUUUCAGGGCUGCAGUGUGUUCUUACAAAGCUCAGCAUGCUUUAAUAUGAAGGUCAUGACAUUAAGGUCUGCCAUUUCAAACCACUUCCUAUUGCUGUGUUUUUUACUCUCUGUUGCAGAGUCUUCCUUGCUCUUCCUGCCCAGUGAGGAUUCUGUCCUUCUCCUUUUAAAUCUUCUGUCUUCAUUUUACUUGAUAAUCUUAACUGAAUAUUUUUAUUAAGUAGUUUUUAACUCUGUAUUUAAAUUUUCACAUGAAGUUCUGUAUUUUGCACACGACGAAAAUUGUUUUAGCUUUAUUUAUGAUAUCUGCUGUAAACAAAAAUAAAUGUAGUUCUUUAUAAGUC
Sturnus vulgaris (Common starling) is the source of this 9627-nucleotide messenger RNA. NCBI's taxonomy places the organism in Eukaryota, Metazoa, Chordata, Aves, Passeriformes, Sturnidae. The record is from RefSeq and is a predicted model, not a curated record.